UGCGUACACAUAUAUAUAUUGGAUUAGAUGAUUGCGUAUUAUUCACAUCCACGAAUGAUUGUUAGACAGGUUAAGUUUUUUAAAAUGUUUGUUAUGUUAUUAAUAAUGUGAAUGCAUCAUGCAAAUACAAGAAAUAAAAUUUCUUGGUUUUUGCUUCAUUCUUAUAUUCCUCAAUAUUGGAAUAUCUGGUGGCAUUGGUGGAGGACAUUCUUUUACAUACAAAUCGAUAGGUUCUUAUAUCGAUACAAGUAUUGGUUCAGAUGUAUUUUUUGAAAUUAUAUAUCCACCGGAAUUGGAGUAUACGUAUAAAUUAAGGCCCGCGAAAGAUUUUGGAGCGCCAUUCAAUGCAAGUUUUUUAGAAGAAAAAAUUCCUUUAGUUCCAACUGAUCCUCCUCAUGGCUGUCAAAUAGUAAGAAAUGCAAAAGAAUUAAAAGGUAGAAUUGCAUUAGUUGAGAGAGGAGAUUGUAGUUUCUUUGCUAAAAGCAUAAUGGCAGAAGAAGCUGGCGCAAAGGCUGUAAUCAUAGCAGAUUAUCAUUCAUCUUCUAUGGAAGAAUCAAUAACUAAUUCUUUAUGGGCUGAUUAUUAUUACAUAGAGAUGAUACGCGAUGAUACUAUUCCAUCAUCAAAGACUGUAAACAUUCCCGCUGGAUUUUUGCUCGGUAAGAACGGCAAAAUGAUCCGGCAGACUCUAAAACGUUUGAAUCAACCAUUUGCCUUAAUCAAUAUCCCAGUGAAUUUAACUUAUACUUCUUUAGAUAAAUUACAUCAACCUCCUUGGUUGUUUUGGUGAUUAUUCAUAGAAUUUUUCAGUGAUUUUUAUAUCAUAAAGCAAAUAAUUUAAAAAGAUAAUAAAUUUUGAAAUUAUUACUGAAGAAAAUGGGAUUAGUUGCAAUCAAAAUAAUCAUAAAAAAUUUAUUGUGCAUCGUAAUUGUAAAAUGAUAAGAAAUGUAAUUUUAUGGAAUUUAUUCUUAUGAAUUAGCAAUUAUUUUGUGAGAGGUCGCGUUUCUCUUUCUAACCAUUCAAGUGCUUGAACAUUUUCUGGUCCUUGCAAUAGAGGUUUUAUAGUAUUCAAACAUUUUGCAUGAUAAUUAUUCAAAUAUUGAAUCUAAAAAAAAAUUACAAUCAAUUAUUUUAAAGCAAUUAAUAUAAGAAGAACAAAUUGAAUCUAUACCUCAACAUCCGUUAAUAAGGAAACAUCAAGUAGUUUAGUUUGAAUAGGCACCAAUGUAACUGUUUCAAAAGUAAGAAAACCACGAUUCUUAUGAUUAUAAUGUGUAUUUGCCUUUA
Messenger RNA from Apis mellifera (honey bee), 1287 nucleotides. Its product is annotated as PRADC1-like protein. The coding region runs from base 119 to 790 and encodes 223 amino acids. NCBI's taxonomy places the organism in Eukaryota, Metazoa, Arthropoda, Insecta, Hymenoptera, Apidae. The record is from RefSeq and is a predicted model, not a curated record. The transcript has 3 exons.